GACAAAUAGGUGGACUUUUGUUGGUGAAUGCUCGACCCAUCGACCGAGGAACAAUUUGAACUCCUCGGAUGACGAGUUUGAGACCGGCGGGUCUGACUGUAGGCUGUCAUGGGCGGCAAAUUAUCGUCUUUGUUAUGGCAAGACAAGUCCUGACACUUCUGAUAGGUGGAACAUCCCUCUCCGUGUGCCUCUACCGCCUUGUCCAUUCGAAUCCUCCCUCGAUGCCCCCAGGAACCUCAAAACAUCUACUUUCUGCCAGUCUACGAUACGCGGUAGAGGGUUACUAUUGCGCGACGGCGUUGACAUGUUCUAAACGAUGACGCAGCUGUAGCCGGCGUUGCCAUUGCUAGUGUCGUAGUCAACAGGAACCGUCUCUGAGCCCUCAGCGCCGGGGACAGAGGUGGGAAUCGGCUCGGCGAUGGUGAAGAACGCGUCCAUUGGAGCGAAGAAAGCGACGAAGUUCUAUGCACUCUGUCAGUCUAUUUAUGCGAUUUCUGAACCUACGACGAGACAAUAAGGAUCCGUCCUACUAGUCCGACGGCCGCCAUACUGCAACAUAGGAGGCGGAUAGUUUCAACAAUAGCGCGGCGUCCUUCCGAGGCUGUCCGCCCCCGGGCCCUCUCUAAAGAACGCUCCGGCUUGCAAAGCGAGGUACCUUAC
This is a messenger RNA of Rhodofomes roseus, 660 nucleotides long. RefSeq lists its product as uncharacterized. The record is from RefSeq and is a predicted model, not a curated record. The transcript is spliced from 4 exons. NCBI's taxonomy places the organism in Eukaryota, Fungi, Basidiomycota, Agaricomycetes, Polyporales, Fomitopsidaceae. The coding region runs from base 69 to 320 and encodes 83 amino acids.